AGUGUCAAACCCUCGAAACACCCUGUUGGAGCGGGUUGAUCGGCAGGAAGGAAAAUUGACUUAGGAGGCAGGUGAUCGUUGUAAAAUGAAAAUUCAGUACGCCCGCUCCCUUCACAGGAAACAGUAAAAGAGAAAGCCUUUGGAACGUGAUACGCCCGUCCGCCCUGCCCCCCCCCAGUCCGGCUUACGGUCGUUUUACGACAGUGUCCGAUCGCAGGCUUGCUUUCCGGUAGCGUGGUCUGACGCUUCGCUCAAUUUCCGUCAGCGUAGCUCUGGCUACCCCCAGCUGUGGGGUUCGAAAGUUCGAGUCCCACUGCGGGAAUGAGCCUCUUUGACCUCUUUCGGGGCUUUUUCGGCUUUUCUGGACCUCGGAGGUGAGAGCGGGUCCGGGCCAGAGAAGGUGGGGCGGGAUCCUCUGAGCUGAUUUUGUGGUUUAAGUAGUGCUGAAAUCUUGGUGGCCGAUCUGCCUCCACCCCUAGCCACAGAGAUCCCUUUUUUGGAGGGAUGACUCGCGAUGAAGAUGAAGAUGAUGAGGAAGAAGAAGGAGCCACGUGGGGCCGUGGGAGCUCGAGAUUUGAGGGUCCCCAGCCCCCCGAGGAAUUUGGCUUCGGCUUCAGCUUCAGCCCAGGAGGAGGGAUGCGUUUCCACGAUAACUUCGGCUUUGAUGACCUAGUACGGGAUUUCAAUAACAUCUUCAGCGAGAUGGGGGCCUGGACCUUGCCUUCCCGCCCUCCUGAACUUCCAGGUCCUGAGUCAGAGACACCUGGUGAGAGACGGCAGGAAGGACAGACGCUUCGGGACUCAAUGCUUAAGUAUCCAGAUAGUCACCAGCCUAGGAUCUUUCGUGGGGCCUUGGAGAGUGACGCAAGAACUGAAUCCUCCAAACCAGCACCAGGCUGGGGCUCCCAGAGACCUUUUCAUAGGUUUGAUGAUACGUGGCCUGUGACCCCCCAUUCUAGAGCCAGAGAGGACAAUGAUCUUGAUACCCAGGUUUCCGAGGAGGGCCUUGGCCCAGUUCUGCAGCCCCAGCCCAAAUCCUAUUUCAAGAGCAUCUCUGUGACUAAGAUCACUAAGCCAGAUGGGACAGUAGAGGAGCGCCGGACUGUGGUGGACAGUGAGGGCCGGAAAGAGACCACAGUAACCCAUCAAGAAGCAGGUGGCUCUCCUAGAGAUGGUCCAGAAUCACCAACACCUCCAUCCCUGGAUGAUGCCUUUUCUAUCCUGGAUUUGUUCCUAGGACGUUGGUUCCGGUCCCGGUAGCCUUGUUAACCCUCAGAGGCCUUUAGGUUCUUUUUGCCUCCCACCCUUUGCUCACCAGCAAUGGGCUUAGUUCUCCUCCUGCCACGUCAGCACCUUGGGUGUGUGGAACAGUGAAUUGGGGGUAUGUCAGUAUGUCACUCACCCAGACUGACCAAUAAAACCUUUAUUUAUGCUAA
Molecule: messenger RNA, 1436 nt
Organism: Lagenorhynchus albirostris (white-beaked dolphin)
Lineage: Eukaryota; Metazoa; Chordata; Mammalia; Artiodactyla; Delphinidae
Gene: HAX1
Product: HCLS1 associated protein X-1
Exons: 7
Coding region: 505-1260 (251 amino acids)
Biological process (GO): regulation of actin filament polymerization; negative regulation of apoptotic process
Cellular component (GO): actin cytoskeleton; sarcoplasmic reticulum; apical plasma membrane
Source: RefSeq, a predicted model, not a curated record